UUCUGCUCCUUCUAAAAUAUGCACAUAUGGUUAAAUAUUUUCCUUGUCGAUUUAUACGUCUGCACAAAACAUGAUCGCAGAAUGAAUCUUUAUUUAAGAACGGAUUAGCAACUUUUGUAUAGCAGUGGAAGGUUCAAACUAUUGCUACUCAUUGUUUCUCUUUCAUUUUAAAGGAACCAAAUCAAUCUCAAUAAAGAAAAAAAAUCUUCCGCAUUUCUUUAUUUUUUUUGAAAUUAUGCUCCAAUAUACAGAAUGGAAACCAGUUUUUACGAUUAUUCAGAUUUUUAUAAUUACAUAUUUAACGUACAAGCUAAUACAUUCUGUGAAGGACUAUCUGCAAUGUCAUGGGAUUCUUCGAUCAUCCUCAAUACCAGGGAUAAAAAGCAACCCUCAAAUGUUUUACUUUUCUGCUUUGAAUGCUAUUUACAAUAACUGUAUUGCUACUUGCCCUGCUCUGUGUGGUGGACUUCAAGCAAUAAUGGGUUUGUGCCUUAUAUACGGAAAGAAUGGUUUAUUUAGACUCCUUAUGCUAUAUAAACCAUGUGUUAUCUUCUUCAAAGCAGAAGCAGUCGAAGCUAUUUUGAGCAGUCCAGAGAUUAUUAAUAAAAGCGCGGAAUAUUUACUCUUGCGGCCAGCGAUUGGUAAUGGACUCAUAACAAGCUUAGGGACAGACUGGAGAAAGCAGAGAAAGCUUUUAACGCCAACAUUUCACUUCUCGAUUCUGGAUGAUUGCAUACCUAUAUUCCAAAAACAAGCUAAUGUUCUGAUUUCAACUAUAAAAUCUCGUAUUCAUGAACCUUGGAUCGAUAUAGCACCUUUGUCACAUUUGUGCGCCUUGGAUAUUAUUUGUGAAACUGCCAUGGGUGUCACUAUGAAUUUCCAAAUAGGAGGAAAUUGUGAUUACUCAAACGCUCUUCAUGAAAUCGAGGGAUCAGUUAUGUAUCGAGCAUUGCGCCCCUGGCUGCAUCCUGAUAUAAUUUUCAAUUUGACAACAGUUGGUAAGAAGUUCAAGUCUAAUGUUCAUCUUUUCCGUGGCAUGAGCAAAAAGAUAUUGAAGCAGAAAAUCGAAUCGAUAAAUAAUAAAAAAUGCAACCCAACAUCUGAAAUUACAUCAAAUAAAUAUUCUGUGGAAAAGAAAAUGCAGAAACCGUUCUUAGAAUUACUUUUGGAACAUCAUUUGAAAGAUCCAUCAUUUACUGAAGAAAAUAUUAUAGAACAAGUUGACACAUUUUUGUUGGCGGGACAAGAUACUACAGCUGCUGCAAUUAGCUGGACUUUGUAUUGUUUAGGAAUAUAUCCAGAAGUCCAAAAACAAGUACAUGAAGAGUUGGAUGCAAUUUUCGGAGAAGAAAAAAACAUGGAUAUCUCACGAGAAAUCCUGUCACAGAUGAGAUAUCUCGAAUGUGUUAUCAAGGAGACAAUGAGGCUAUAUCCUGUGAUACCCGUCAUUACAAGGGAAAACGAUCAGGAUUUUAAAGUUUUGAAUCACACGGUGGAGAAAGGGACUAUCUGCGUUAUUUUAUUCACGGCCUUACAUAGAGAUCCAGAAGUGUUUCCUGAUCCAGAGAAAUUCGAUCCAGAUCGCUUUCUUCCUGAAAACUGUGCAGGAAGACACCCUUAUGCUUAUACUCCAUUUUCUGCAGGACCUAGGAACUGCAUAGGUCAAAAAUUUGCGAUGAUGGAAGCGAAAACUAUUCUAGCUUACAUUCUGGCUCACUUUCGUGUUAAAUCCUUGGACAGCCGGGAUAAAGUACUCUUUUACCCCAAUAUCACUCUUCGAAAUGUUUAUCCUAUGCGUCUGAGCUUUGAGCUCAGAUAAAUGUGCUGUCGAAUUGCAAACAUUAUUUAAUUUACUUUUAAGCUGCGAUUUUCAUU
Argiope bruennichi is the source of this 1875-nucleotide messenger RNA. Its product is annotated as cytochrome P450 4c3-like. The record is from RefSeq and is a predicted model, not a curated record. The transcript has 12 exons. The coding region runs from base 236 to 1819 and encodes 527 amino acids. Lineage: Eukaryota; Metazoa; Arthropoda; Arachnida; Araneae; Araneidae. Gene Ontology annotation, molecular function: oxidoreductase activity, acting on paired donors, with incorporation or reduction of molecular oxygen; monooxygenase activity; heme binding.